Phycomyces blakesleeanus NRRL 1555(-) is the source of this 1218-nucleotide messenger RNA. RefSeq lists its product as hypothetical. Gene Ontology annotation, molecular function: aspartic-type endopeptidase activity. NCBI's taxonomy places the organism in Eukaryota, Fungi, Mucoromycota, Mucoromycetes, Mucorales, Phycomycetaceae. The transcript is spliced from 4 exons. Gene Ontology annotation, biological process: proteolysis. The coding region runs from base 1 to 1218 and encodes 405 amino acids. The record is from RefSeq and is a predicted model, not a curated record.
AUGGCUUUAGUAUGUCAUGAAUUGAUUCUACAAGUCUCAGCAAACUCAUUAAGUAUUCCUCUCAAGCGAAAACAAAGUAAAGCUAUAAAUCAGCUUACCCAGCUCGAGAAUAACACACCUGAACACAGCUAUAUUUUACCAAGAGAAAUAACCACCCAACAGGACUUUGCAGGCAUUACUCUCACGAGUAUUUUGGUAGACAGCGAAUACAUAGGAGUCAUUGGCGUAGGCACUCCUCCACAAUACUUUCAAGUAGGCUUUGAUACAGGAAGCUCAGAUGUGUGGAUUCCUCACUCUGGUUGUUACACCUGCUCUAAUCGCUCGUUGUUCGAUACGACAAAGUCGUCCACACUUGAUAUGAACGGCUCAAAUGAUACAUGGACAAUCGGCUACGGUGAUGGAUCGCGAGUAUUUGGCAUUAAUGCGAACGAUACUAUAACGAUCGGAGAACUCAAGGUGUCGAACCAACCAAUUGGACUCGUAACGACUCAGUCAGCCGCAUUUGAGCGCAAUUCAGAAAUGGAUGGCAUAUUUGGAUUGUCUUUUUCCAAUAUUUCUCACACACAGCAGAAUAUGCCAGUACCAUGUGCUAUGAAACAACAAGGCCUAAUUAAAAACGCCACAGUCAGUUUCUGGUAUGGUCCCUUUCAUGAUGGCGGUGGUGACGGCGAGGUUUUAUUCGGAGAUGUUAAUCGAGACCAUCACAGUGGCGAGCUUGAAUAUGUACCAACUACUGGUCGUGGGCUCUGGCAGGUUGACAUGGACGGUUUCUCAAUCGACGGCAAGAAGCACGACCAGCAGAAGGAACAGCACGAAAAGCGCGAGAAGCUGCUGCCAAUGAAUGUAUCAUCACUUCCUGCCCUUGUUGACACUGGCACCACACAAAUAGUUCUACCAUCAAAACUUGCCCAAAGUUUUCACAACGCAAUUAAUGGAUCCCAGUUCGCUUUUGGAGGUAGAUGGCAUAUUCCUUGCGACUUGGAAGGAGACGACAAUAAUAUAACUGUCACAUUUACACUCGGGGGCAAGAACUUUUCUGUUCCUGCCGUUGCACUUGUGCGUGAAAGGACUUUGGAUUCAAACAAGACAAUGUGUCUUUCUGCAAUUUCUGGAAUAGAAGGAGAUAAAGUAAUCUUAGGAAAUGGAUUCUUACGAAACUUUUAUUCUGUAUUUGAUUAUGAAAACUCUUGUAUCGGUCUUGCACCUUCUAAGUUUUAA